AACGACGUGUUUUUCUUCAGCUCAACAUGAAAAUUCAAGUGAUACUUUGUCCGAUAGCAAUAUCUUUUGCUUUUAUGGAUCAUACUUAUGCUGGCGUGACCAGAGCACAGAUGGAAAAUUUGGCUAACGGUAUCCGAAAGGGAUGUGCAAAGAAAGUAGGCGCUGAUCUAGCUUUGGUCGAAGGAAUACGAAAUGGACAAUUCCUGGAAGGGAAUACUGCAUUAAAAUGCUAUACGAAAUGCGUAAUGAUUAUGAUGAAAACUCUUAGAGGCAACAGGGGAGAUCUCAAUGUCUUAAAGAAACAAAUAAAAGCAAUGGCAUCAGAGGACGUUGCCGACAAACUUAUUUCCGCUGCAUCACAAUGUUAUUCCGAAAUCGCAAUUAUGACUGAUCUUUGCGAGUACACGUGGAGGUAUACAAUUUGCACCUACAAGAAAGAUCCAGAAAAUAAAAUGAAAUUGCUCUUUCGAAUAGCGACUUUUAGCCUGAUUUUACUGGUUCUUGAGACUGCCAAUGCUAAAAUGACUAUGGACCAAAUAAGAAAUACCUUAAGACCCUUCAAAACUUCGUGUCUGAAAAAAACUGGAGUAGAUUUUGACUUGGUAGAAGGAACCAAACUUGGUAAUUUUCCGGAAGAACGAUCUCUAAUGUGUUUCUGUAAAUGUGUUAUGCAAAUGAUGAAAGUGGCAAAAAAUGGCGAAAUUUUGAUAAAUGCAAUGAUGCAACAAGUAGAUUUAAUGAUGCCCGAUGAGUAUGUUGAUGAAAUGAAAUCAAUAAUUACGAACUGCGGAAACGAAGCCUCUACAAAAGAGGAUGCAUGUGAAUCCAGCUUUGUGUUUGUCCGAUGUUUUUAUCGAUCUAACAGUAAUCUCUACUUUUUUCCGUGAUCAUUGCAACUGUAAUCGACCUACAACUUGUUCAUCUAUGAUCUAUCUAACUAUUUCAAUUUCAUGCAAUAUACUUUUUACAUAAAGUUUGAACAUUUUUUUAUAAGUAAUUGUAUAUCCUAUUAGGGUUGUAUAAAAUCAAAUUUUUUAAUAAGAAUUAAAGCGAAAAUAUCUAACCAUUAUUUCAUUAAAAUUUCUAGAUUUAUUAUUCAUAUUCGUAUUGAUUUGUCAAAUUGGUUUAUAUUACAGAUUAACAAAAAAUUACGUUUAAUAAAAAAAUAAAAAUUAAAGAUAUAAUUAAGUCAUGCAUGAAAAAAGGAUUAUACGGAUAUCUCUUAUAAUUAAUGUAAAAAAUGCUGCCAGCUGAUAUAUUGAAUUGAAAUGUAAAGAAAGUGAUAAGUUUGUGUAACACAUAUUUGAAAUUUUUUAAAUUAUAGCUAGAAAAAUGAAAGUUUAUUUCGACGACUUUUCUGAGAUAAAAUGGUUUCACGACGAUAUCUUUAUUUAUAAUGUUAUUUAUAUGUGUACAAUGUAAUUUAUAAUUUUCACUGUUUAAUAUUGACUCUAGCAUCAAUAGAAUAUUAUAGCAGAGUGAACAUAAACAUAGCUGUUAAGGUUUUCUGCUCAUACUUGUAAUUAAAACAGAAUAUACUAGAUUAAGUGAACGAAAAUAAGCAAAGCUGAUGUUUAUUAAAAAAAUUCUUGUUGAAAAAGUGAAAA
Messenger RNA from Phymastichus coffea, 1607 nucleotides. Its product is annotated as general odorant-binding protein 19a-like. The coding region runs from base 27 to 887 and encodes 286 amino acids. The transcript is spliced from 11 exons. Gene Ontology annotation, molecular function: odorant binding. Lineage: Eukaryota; Metazoa; Arthropoda; Insecta; Hymenoptera; Eulophidae. The record is from RefSeq and is a predicted model, not a curated record.